Rhipicephalus sanguineus (brown dog tick) is the source of this 3208-nucleotide messenger RNA. RefSeq names its product protein argonaute-4. The transcript is spliced from 8 exons. The record is from RefSeq and is a predicted model, not a curated record. Gene Ontology annotation, molecular function: protein binding; RNA binding. Bases 1 to 3171 code for a protein of 1056 amino acids. Lineage: Eukaryota; Metazoa; Arthropoda; Arachnida; Ixodida; Ixodidae.
AUGGCCGCCAAGCUGCCAAUUUCGGUUCCUGACACGACGACGAAGGGACACCGGCUCGCGUUCCAGCCACGGAGGAGGACAUCGUAUAGCUCGAGCAGUGACAUUUUUACUACCACCACAACUUCGGAAACAAGCGCAACAUCGAGCAUAGAUAUUCUGAUGACGAUGGCGUUCCUUCCAGUGGCUGCGGGAUGCGCCGCCUCCGACCUUCGCACCGUGGGACGACCGCCGGUCGUCUCGGCGGGAGGAGCCGGCAACGGCCAGGUCCCCUACACCAACGGCGCGCCCGCGCAGGCGUCGUUCGCUCAAGCCAUCUCUCAGAAGGUCGCAGCAGCACCGGCGGCCGCGCAGCUCCGGGCUAACGCUGCUGCUGGUGUUGCUCCCCCUAUGACCAUGAACCAGGCCAUUAACGGUACCAUCGUGAACCACGGCGUGGGAAUCACCGCCGCCAACGGGCCUCGCAGCGUGGCCCCCACCGAGGGAUCGCUGCCCGAGCCUUCGCCUCCGCCCACGGGCGCCGGUGGUGUGCGCGGACACACAAACGGCAUCUGCGGAGGCAGGGACAAGGCGCAGAGCGACGAGCUCCGGCUACAGGAGAUCCAGAGGACCUUACCGUCCCACUUCCCGCGUCGACCCGCCCAAGGUAAGCUCGGGCGACCCAUCCAGCUCACGGCGAACCACUUUUCCGUCGAGAUCCCGGCGGGCAACGUGUACCACUACGACGUGGAGAUCUUCUCCGAGAACAACAAGGAGGUCAAGAUCCCCGAAAAGCGCAAGUACCGCUGUAUAAGCACCAAGAUCAAUCGACUCGUCAUCGAGCUCCUCGUCAAGAAGUACCGCAUCGAUCUGGGCAACUGCGUGCCGGCCUUCGAUGGGCGCAAGAACCUCUACACCCGUCGGGAGCUCAAGUUCCGCGAGCGGACCUUCGCGGUGGACCUCGAGGAAGACCAGAGGGUGCAGAAGUUCGUCGUCAAGAUCCAGUACGCGGCCACCGUGAACCUGGACGCCCUGCACGCGGUCUUCGAGAACAAGGUCAACACCGUCCCGCAAGAGGUCCUGCAGGCGGUCGACAUCGUCCUGCGUCACGGUCCUUCCAUCAAGCUGACUCCCGUCGGGCGGUCCUUCUUCAAGCCGCCACCGCCCAACGAGGCGCACUCGCUGGGAGGCGGUCGCGAAGUGUGGUUCGGCUACUACACCAGCGUGCGACCCGCGCAGUGGAAACCCAUGCUCAACGUGGACAUGUCAGCCACGGCAUUCUACGAGCCCCUGCCCGUCAUCUCGUUCAUGUGCAAGAUCUUCAGCGACGGCCGCCGCGAGAUGACCGCGGGAGACUUCCGGGACCUGCGUGACUUCCAGAACGUGCGGCUCAACAAGGAACUGAAGGGCCUGCGCAUCAAGGUGACACACUUGCCCUACCCUCGGAAGUACAAGGUCGUCCGGGUCACCAAGGAACCCGCCAAGAAACUCUACUUCAACAUGGAGGACGGCUCGCGGUGCUCGGUCGCAGACUACUUCCAGAGCCGCUACGGCCGGCUGGUCCACCCGAACCUGCCCUGCAUACAGGUCGGCAGCGCCACGCACCCCGUCUACCUGCCUCUGGAAGUGUGCGAGCUCGUGGAAGGGCAGCACUGCAAGAAGAAACUGGACGAGAACCAGACCUCCGAAAUGAUAAAGCGCACCGCCCAGCCGCCGGCCAAGCGCUUCAACGAGAUCCGCCAGUCCGUGCGGGACUUGGUCAGCAGUAGCGAUCAGUGCCUGCGCGAGUUCAACAUCAAGAUCAGCACCGAGCCGACUCAGCUUAAAGGGAGGGUGCUCGAGCCUCCGUCUCUGGUCUUUGAGAACAACGCGGUGAGCAAGCCUCGCGAGGGCACCUGGGAGCUCCGCGGUCGCCACUUCUACAAGGCCGCGUCUCUGACGCGCUGGACGCUGCUCAACCUCAGCCGCUUCGCCCAGCGCGACAGCUUGGACAACUUCGUCAAGAUGCUGGUGCGCACGGGCCACGAGCUCGGCAUGCGCAUCGAGCAGCCGCUGGACGUGAGCGCGGCCGACACGAUCCGCAAGCCGAUCCGCACCGUGCUUCUGGAGGAGCAGCGCAAGCAGCCCAACAUCGAGAUGAUCAUCAUCGUCCUCGCCAAGAACACCAACUACGCCGAGAUCAAGCAAGUGGCCGAGACCGAGAUCGGGCUGCGCACCCAGUGCGUCAUGGACAACAACGUCGUCAAGAAGUGCAACCCCGCCCUGGUCACCAACCUGUGCCAGAAGAUCAACGCCAAGCUGGGUGGAACCAAUAACAGCCUUCUCUCCCAGGAGAAGCCGGCCAUAUUCCAGAAGCCCGUCAUCAUAAUCGGCGCUGACGUCACUCACCCGGCUCCCGGGGACAAGCUCCGCCCCUCCAUCGCUGCCUGCGUCGGCAGCCUGGACUCGAUACCCUCCAAGUUCCAUGCCUCCAUCCGCGUCCAGAUGGAGGACUCGGCGGCCACGUCCCGCGUGGAGAUCAUCAAGGACUUGAAGGACAUGAUGAAGGACAUGCUCAAGGCCUUCUACCGGGCCACCAAGCACAAGCCCGAGCGCAUCAUCUUCUACCGGGACGGAGUUAGCGAGGGGCAGUUCAUGGAGGUCCGCAACCGAGAGGUGAGUGCCAUCCGGCUGGCCUGCCAGGAGCUCUCGCCGAACGAGACGUACGAGCCGGCCCUGACCUUCAUCGUCGUCCAGAAGCGACACCACACCCGGUUCAUGCCGGCCAGCGACCGCGAUGGUGUUGGCAAGUGCCGAAACGUCCCGCCCGGCACCACCGUCGACUCCGUGGUCACUCACCCGCUGGACUUCGACUUUUUCCUGUGCAGCCAUUUCGGGAUUCAGGGCACGAGCAAGCCGUCCCACUACUACAUCGUCUGGGACGACUCCAACUUCUCGGCAGACGACCUGCAGAAGCUCAGUUACUACCUCUGCCACACGUACGCCCGGUGCGCGCGCAGCGUCAGCAUCCCGGCGCCCGUGUACUACGCCCACCUGGCCGCGUACCGGGCCAAGAACCACGUGAUGAGCAAGGUCGACGUCUCGAGCUCGAGCAGCGACUCCUCGGGUGGCUCGGCUGACUCGGUCACCACCAGCCAGUACGUGGAGGCCGUCAAGGUGCUCGACUCCCUGCAGACGGCCAUGUACUUCGUCUGAUCAGUGCUGCAGCAGCCUUCAUCAUCCUCCGGUCCCG